AUGGGGCGCCUGACGGAGGCGGCGGCAGCGGGCGGCGGCGCUGCGGCGGCGCGCUCGGCGGGGCCCCCGCCCACUCCCCUUCCCCUCUCGUCCACCUCCCCCGGCUGCGCGGCCGCCAUGGCGUCCAGCGAGGAGGACGGCACCAACGGCGGCGCCUCGGAGGCCGGCGAGGAGAGGGAGGCCGCCGGCAAGAGGCGGCGCCGCGGCUGGCUGGCCACCGCCUGGCUCAUCUUCUACAACAUCGCCAUGACCGCGGGGUGGUUGGUUCUAGCUAUUGCCAUGGUACGUUUUUAUAUGGAAAAAGGAACACACAAAGGUUUAUAUAAAAGUGUUCAGAAGACGCUUAAAUUUUUCCAGACAUUUGCCUUACUUGAGAUAGUCCACUGUUUAAUUGGAAUUGUACCUACUUCUGUGAUAGUGGCUGGGGUCCAAGUGAGUUCAAGAAUCUUUAUGGUGUGGCUCGUUACUCACAGUAUAAAACCAAUCCAGAAUGAGGAGAGUGUGGUGCUCUUUCUGGUCUCGUGGACUGUGACAGAGAUAACUCGCUAUUCCUUCUACACAUUCAGUCUUCUCGACCACUUACCGUACUUCAUUAAAUGGGCCAGAUAUAAUUUUUUUAUCAUCUUAUAUCCUGUCGGAGUUGCUGGUGAACUUCUUACAAUAUACGCUGCCUUACCAUAUGUGAAGAAAACGGGAAUGUUUUCAAUAAGACUUCCUAAUAAAUACAAUAUUUCUUUUGACUACUAUUAUUUUCUUCUUAUAACCAUGGCCUCAUAUAUACCAUUGUUUCCACAACUCUAUUUUCAUAUGUUACGUCAAAGAAGAAAGGUGCUUCACGGAGAGGUGAUUGUAGAAAAGGAUGAUUAAAUGAUCCCUACACACAAGGUGCUUUUUCCAGAAUAACCAGGAUUACUUGAGUCCAAGUUUUAAUAACAAGAAUAAACAACUUCAUGAAAUAUGACAAAUUGUCUUGUUUCUUAAAAUAGAACUUGAGACACGUGCUAUUUGCCAAUAUUUCUCUUCACAUUGUGCCAGGUCCUUUUUCUACAAGAACUAUGCAAGUAUUUAUUAUCAACUCCUGGGUGGGUGAUGAUCAUUAAGAAAAUAAUUGGGAGUAUUACCUGGGGAAAAAAACUUUUUUUUUUAGUUUUACUAAAUUUUUUUGCAACAUAUGCUCAAAGCUUUUUAAAUCAAUAUUUAGAGAUUAGUUUAAUGAUUUAACAUUAUGAUCCCUGCCAGUGAUAUUUAUGUUGUGUGAUAUUUCUAAAUGAAAGUAAAUACAGACUUAUAAUAACUUGUUAAUUAUGUAUUGAUAUUUCUUGAACCCAAGAUCUAUUUCUUUCAAAUUAUAAGGCAGCAUUUUUGAUUGAUAAUUUUUGGAAGCGUGGACAUAAUUUGCUAUAUGGGAAGACUUUUGAUAUAGAUAAAGUAGCCACGUAAAAAACCCAAAAAUAUUCAAGUAGAUGUCACAAUUGGAAAAUAUUCUUUGAAAAUAUGUCUAGGCCAUUGAAAUUACUUAUACUACUAAGCACAUUUAUUUUUAUUUGAAUUAACCACUCAAGGACAACCUUUUCCGCUGUAAGGAUUUUAAGGGAUUAGAAAAAAUUUAAGUAUAUACUUUGCCUCACUUGUGAAAAAAAUAAUAAUAUUAGGUCUUAUUGUAAUGUUGUACUCAAAAAGGCUGCUCUGUACCAUGGAAUAAUCUAAUAAAAAUCAUGUUAUGAUAAUCCCUUUGUAGUACUUAGGUAACUAAAAGGUUUUGGGAUAUGAUUUGAAACAGGCUCAUUUUAUUCUGAAUUCCGUUGAAUAGCAGACCUCGCAUCCAGAUGUUUAAUAGAAAGAUACACUGAAGGUAUUGUACUGCUUUCAUUCUUAGGUAGGUCCUUUAAAAAGUUUCCCCCUUGUAUUAAGGUAUGCUGCUUGCUCCAGUUUAGAGAGAAUAUGAAAUAUGAGACUUUAAAAGAAAAGGAACUUUUUGCCUACUAUAGAUAUGUGGGUGUCAUUUUGGCUUUAAGUGUUCUGUAUUGUUUGCAUUUACAGUCAACAUGUAAAAUAACACUUCUCAAAAUUGCUUGUUUUGUGUUACCACCUUCUUUUCAACUUACUUCACGUGGAGAUUUGUAGUUCAGAAUAGUUUUGCACACUUUCAUUUUAGAUCACUUGAUUUUUAAAAGGUGCUGUUUCUUUUUUUACAUUUUAAUAUUUCCUCUGCAGCUGAAUGUUUUAACAAGCAAUAUGUAUUUGGUUACUAAUUCUCAAAGUGCUGAUGUUCAUUCUUGAUUUACAUGGCUUGAUCCAUUUUCAUCUUGAAUUUUUAUAUGGAAGAAAUUUUCAGGAAGUUUUUCUUUUUGGAAACAUAGUAUAAGAAGUUCACAUAUUUAUCUUGUUCGAUGCCUGUCUUAUAAAAAAUAUUUUAAAUCCUGUUCCUAAAAUUUGCAUUAAUUCAAUUUGUACUCCCUUCGAGCAGUUGUAAUCCUCUUUUUUUUCUUAAGUUGUGGAAUAUCUUGAAGUAGGAAUUGUGAUUAACUUUAAUAAAAAUGAAAAUGCAUCAGA
This is a messenger RNA of Diceros bicornis minor, 2553 nucleotides long. RefSeq names its product 3-hydroxyacyl-CoA dehydratase 1 (gene HACD1). NCBI's taxonomy places the organism in Eukaryota, Metazoa, Chordata, Mammalia, Perissodactyla, Rhinocerotidae. Gene Ontology annotation, cellular component: endoplasmic reticulum membrane. Gene Ontology annotation, biological process: very long-chain fatty acid biosynthetic process; fatty acid elongation; sphingolipid biosynthetic process. The transcript is spliced from 7 exons. Bases 1 to 867 code for a protein of 288 amino acids. Gene Ontology annotation, molecular function: 3-hydroxyacyl-CoA dehydratase activity. The record is from RefSeq and is a predicted model, not a curated record.